GCACGAAGGCCCGUCCUUAACUUCGCUUCUUCCGCGCUGUGCUCAGUGUAAUGAAUUUAACAACACGGCAGUCGUGUCUGUUGGUUUGCCAGUGUGUGAAUUACGUUGUCAUUUUGUGAAUGAAGGGCGUAACUUAAGCAGCGUCCGUAGCGGAUUGAGAGCUGGCUAACGCCGGCUAACGUUAGCUGUUUUGAACCUGCAGUUAAUCUUCCUUUAGAUUAAAGAGCUGACAUGUUUCCCUUUCCCUGAUCUCCUCAGUGACUGACAUUCACACAGGAUGGCGCAGGACACUGAACCUGUCAGUGUCAGCUGUGAAUCUUCUCAUUUAUCACAAAAACACAGAAAUGUAGAAACGAACCGUGUUUAAAUGACAGAGAAAUGCUGCAGUCCAGUUACUGUGAGUUGUAUGUUUUGUCUCGCUCUCACCACAGUAUAUUUGAUUGAUGAUGGGCAUAAACAUUUCUAAAAUUUCAUAGACCAAACAGUUGCUUAAUCCAUAAAGUGAUCAGCUUGUUUUGCUGUCUUUAAACUUUUGUCCAGUUUUCCUCACGCAAAAAAAACAGUUAAUUCAGGUAAAGAGAUCUCGUUUCACUGGCAAAUGUAAUGAGUGUCGGGAUCCAUGAAAUCGAUAUUGUUUUCGUAUUUGUCAGAGAAUAGUCAUCACUAAUGUGCAGAAUUAACUGGGUCCUGCGUGAAAAUCCAGGUUCAACACCUUGUAAUAUUUUUGAUUCGAUUGUGCUGAUGUUGUUCCUAAAUUCAGCCGAGUUUCAUUAAAGCAGCAUAAACUGACAUGCAGAAAACCUGAUGCUGGGUUAACAGUACAGUACAGUACAGUACAGUGCGAGGUCAGCAGGAACUCAGACUGAUCAAUGAGGUCAUGACGCAUCAGAUAUCAGCUUCAUAUGAACAGAUUCAUUGCUGAGUGGGCACUAAUGAUGAGGGAGGAAUUUCAAGUGGAAACACGUCAGGCGAAGGAAAUCAAAUGUUUAUUAAAUCCAUCUAACUGAAGUUGUUGGAAUAAUCCGGUCGAUUGUGUUACUCACUGAGGAUGCUGGGAUUUGUUUGAACUGAUUAGACAAUACGAUUCAGAAUGGGGAAAUGUCAGCCAUAACCCGAACAGGAAGUACAUCCUAUGAUGAAAGAGCUGUGGCAGCAAUAAUCCACUGAGCAGUCAGUUGGUAGAGCCUGUAAAGUCACCGAUUGGUCCGCGUGGGUUUCUGCCUUUCUGUGUCCGUGAUGGCUCUUUCGACACCCACUUGUCAGGAAUGGAUUGCAUAAAUACGUUUUAAGAAGUGUAGCUGACAGCUUCAAACUCGUCUUUGACCUCCGCAGGGCUGCAAGUAACAAUGAAUAAUCUGCUGUUUAUUUUCUUUAGUUCAGGGCUUUUCAAAGUCUCAGACUGUCGACCAAGAGUUCAUUUACAAAGGCUGAUGAAGUUACGACAGUUUGCAGCAGGAAAAAGUCGAUUAGCAGGCAUUUGAUUGAUCGCUCCAUCAGAAUCGUUUAACCCACUGAUUUUCGCGCCAUCAGCUUCAUUGAUUGCUUUAUUGGCUGACUGUUUGAGCUCUGCAUUUAUGGCUGUUUGCUCAGGUCCAGAAGCUACAAUGCAUGUGUCCCGUGGACUUCAGAGGAGUCUUCCAGCUGGAUGAGAGGAGGAGAGACGCUGUCAUCGCACUGGGAAUCUUCCUGGUGGAGUCGAACCUGCAGCACAAAGAGGCUGUUGUGCCCUACCUUCUUGGGCUGCUCAGAGGGCUUCCUAAAGUUCAGUGGAUUGAAGAAAGCUCAGAACGCACAGGACGAGAGACUCUUCCUGUUGCUGAGAACUUCAGCUUUUCUCUUGUGACACUACUCUCGGAUGUUGCCCAGCGUGAUGAGACCUUACGAGGACAGAUCCUGGAGGCGAUCAUGGACAUCAUGCAGGUCCUGCAAGACAUCUGCAAGAAUCCGGAUGCACAUGAUAAAGAUUGCCUGUGCAGGUACACCGUGCCCACCCUGCUCGGUGUCGCCCGAGCGUUCGGCCGCUACAGCAACACUGACGAGCCGUUGCUGUCCAAGCUGUUCCCUCGACCAGUUGCUCCCGUGCUGCCCGCCGAUGAAGGCGACGCGGUGCACCGACGGUCCUUCAAUGACUUCCGCUCCAUCCUGCCGAGCUCUUUGCUCACGGUGUGUCAGGGAGACAGUCUGAGACGUAAAGGCUCCUCUCUGUCCAGUGUGUCGCAACAGGCGAGUCCAGAGAGAGCCUGCCUGACCCCCAGCUCUCCUGCCGAUCCCUCUGCUCAGUACUUUGAAGGCUCAUACCUGCCUGAUGGCAGCGCGGUGGACCCUGAUUACUACUUCUCCACCAUCAGCUCCAGCUUCUCCGUCUCCCCUCUUUUCACUGGCAGCAGUUCUGGGGAGUUUCACGUCCCUCUGGAUAUGCUCAGACAGCUCCUCCACAUGGUUGAACAGUUUGUCUCCGAGUCCUUUUUGAAAUCACUGGAUGACUCCCUGGCAGAACUUUUAGAGCUGAAUCCUGGUCUUCAUCUCUACUACAAAACCUUCAGUGAUCCUCUGUACGUAGCCAUAUUUAAAAUGCUAAGAGACACUCUCUACAAUUUAAAAGACCUUCAGACAGACUUUGUGAAGGAGGUCCAUGACUUUGUGCUGGAGCAGUUCAGCAGCAGCCAGUCGGAGCUGCAGAGGAUCCUGCAUGACGUCGAGUACCUCCAGAGCGAACUGAGCCCACUCAAACUGCGCUGCCAGGCCAACGCUGCCUGCGUGGACCUGAUGGUGUGGGCCGUGACCGAGGAGCAGGGAGCUGAGAACCUUUGCACCAAACUGUCGGAGAAGCUGCAGUCCAAGACGUCCAGUAAAGUCAUCAUCGCUCACAUGCCCCUCCUCAUUUGCUGCUUACAGGGUUUGGGUCGUCUGUGCGAGCGCUUCCCGGUGGUGGCCCACUCAGUCACCACGUCACUGAGAGACUUCUUGGUGGUGCCCUCUCCUGUUUUGGUGAAGCUGUACAAAUACCACAGCCAGUACACGCCAGGAGGGGGUGAGAUAAAGAUCCACGUGACCAACGAGCAUUCCCAGUCGACCCUCAGCUCCCACUCGAGCAAGAAGAGCCAGCCCUCCAUGUACGAGCAGCUGCGGGACAUCUCCAUAGACAACAUCUGCAGGUGUCUGAAAGCCGGACUGACUAUGGAUAAUGUCAUCGUGGAAGCUUUUCUCGCCAGUCUGUCUAACCGUCUCUACAUCUACCAGGAAAACGAUAAGGACGCUCACUUGAUCCCAGACCACACCAUCAGGGCUUUGGGUCACAUUGCUGUGGCGUUGCGGGACACCCCCAGAGUGAUGGAGCCCAUCCUGCAGAUCCUGCAGCAGAAGUUCUGCCAGCCUCCCUCCCAGCUUGAUGUGCUCAUCAUAGACCAGCUUGGCUGCAUGGUCAUCACAGGCAAUCAAUACAUCUACCAGGAAGUGUGGAAUUUGUUCCAGCAGAUCAGUGUCAAAGCCAGCUCCAUGGUCUACUCUACCAAAGACUACAAGGACCAUGGAUACAGACACUGUUCCUUGGCUGUGAUAAAUGCUCUGGGCAACAUAGCAGCCAACCUUCAGGCUGAGCAGAUGGUCGACGAGCUGCUGGUCAACCUGCUGGAGCUUUUUGUUCAGCUCGGCUUGGAAGGGAAGAGAGCCAGCGAGAGAGCGUCAGACAAGGGCCCGGCUCUGAAGGCGUCCAGCAGUGCUGGAAACCUCGGCGUCCUGAUUCCAGUUAUUGCAGUGCUGACGAAGAGGUUGCCACCAAUUAAGGAGGCAAAGCCGCGUCUGCAGAAGCUCUUCAGGGACUUCUGGCUCUACUCUGUCGUCAUGGGAUUUGCUGUGGAGGGCUCAGGUCUGUGGCCAGAGGAAUGGUACGAGGGAGUUUGUGAGAUUGCGACCAAAUCACCGCUGCUCACAUUUCCCAGCGGGGAGCCUUUACGCUCAGAGCUGCAGUACAACUCUGCGCUGAAGAACGACACCGUGACUCCAGCGGAGCUGAAUGAUCUGCGCAGCACCAUCAUCAACCUGCUGGAUCCUCCUCCAGAGGUUGCUGCUCUCAUCAACAAACUGGACUUUGCCAUGUCGACGUAUUUGUUGUCUGUUUACAGACUGGAAUACAUGAGGAUGCUGCGCUCCCUGGACUCUGACCGCUUUCAGGUCAUGUUCCGAUACUUUGAAGACAGAGCCAUACAGAAGGAUAAAUCUGGCAUGAUGCAGUGUGUGAUUGCUGUUAGCGACAAGGUUUUUGAGGUCUUCCUGCAAAUGAUGGCUGAAAAACCAAAAACCAAAGCCCACGAGGAGGAGCUUGAACGCCACGCUCAGUUCCUCCUGGUCAACUUCAACCACAUCCACAAGAGGAUCCGCAGGGUGGCUGACAAAUAUUUAUCUGGGCUGGCCGAAACUUUCCCCCACUUGUUAUGGAGUGGACGCGUCCUGAGGACCAUGCUGGACAUCCUGCAGACGCUGUCCCUCUCGCUCAGUGCAGACAUUCAUAAAGACCAACCUUAUUACGACAUCCCGGACACACCAUACAGAAUCACCGUCCCAGAUACAUAUGAAGCCAGAGAGAGCAUAGUGAAGGAUUUUGCUGCACGCUGUGGGGAGAUCCUGAAAGAGGCCAUGAAGUGGGCGCCAUCUGUGACCAAAUCACACCUCCAGGAGUAUCUAAACAAACAUCAGAACUGGGUGUCGGGUCUGUCCCAGCACACAGGCCUGGCCAUGGCCACAGAAAGCAUCCUGCACUUCGCUGGUUACAACAGACAGAGCACCACGCUCGGGUCCACUCAGCUGACUGAGCGGCCCGCCUGUGUGAAGAAGGACUACUCUAACUUCAUGGCCUCCCUUAACCUGAGGAACAGAUACGCCGGAGAGGUGUCAGGUAUGAUCCACUUUGCCCAGGCAGUUCGCGGGCAGUCCGAUCUGGGCCGGCUGAUGAUCAAACAGAUGGGAGAAGCUUUGGACUCUGCGCAGCCGGAGGCCUUCACUGAGGCCAUGUUCAAACUGGCCGCUUUGCUCAUCAGCAGCAAAGACUGCGACCCUCAGCUCCUGCACCACCUCUGCUGGUCUCCACUCAAGAUGUUCACAGCACACGGCAUGGAAACUGCCAUCGCUUGCUGGGAGUGGCUGCUGGCUGCUCGCGUUGGAGUGGAAGUGCCGUUUAUGCGUGAGAUGGCGGGAGCGUGGCAGAUGACAGUGGAGCUGAAGAUGGGCUUGUUCUCAGACGCUCAGGUGGAGGCUGAUCCUCUGGCCGCCUCAGAGGAGAGUCAGCCUAACCCCUGCCCUCCGGACGUCACCCCUCACCACAUAUGGAUCGAGUUUCUCAUUCAGAGGUUUGAGAUCGCCAAGUAUUCCAGCGCGGAUCAAGUGGAGAUCUUUGGCAGUUUGCUGCAGCGCUCGCUGUCCCUCAACGUCGGUGGGGCUAAGAGUAGCCUCAACCGCCACGUAGCUGCCAUCGGACCUCGUUUCAGGCUGCUCACGCUGGGUCUCGCUCUGCUCCAUUCUGACGUCCUCACCAAUGCAACUGUGAGAAAUGUUCUCCGAGAGAAGAUCUAUUCUACAGCCUUCGAUUACUUCAGCGUGGCUCCAAAGUUUCCCACCCAGGGCGACAAGCAUCUCCGCGAGGACAUCAGCAUCAUGAUCCGUUUCUACGCCAGCAUCCUGUCCGACAAGAAGUACCUGGCAGCGUGCCACUUGGUCCCACCUGGUGAGCUUGGUACUACCCCCGCCCCGAGCACGCUCUCUGCCGGGAUAUUCGGAUCGCUUAUCGUGUCCAGCACUUCUCCAAUUUCUAUCUUAAACAAUCAGGACUCGUCCUUGAACAGUCUGUCGGUGAUGAACGCUGCCGACCUGCGGAGCAACAUAGACUCGAGCUCGCGGUCCCAGCAGAGCGGCCAGGGAUGGAUCAACACGUACCCGCUGUCCAGUGGCAUGUCCACCACAUCCAAGAAAUCAGGCACGUCCAAGAAGAGUAACAGAGGGACGCAGCUUCACAAAUACUACAUGAAACGCAGGACUCUGUUGCUGGCCUUACUGGCCAGCGAGAUCGAACGCUUGACGACGUGGUACAACCCCCUGUCCGCUCAGGAGCUGGCCAUCUCCACGGAGCAGUCGGUGGAAACCAGCAUCGCCAACUGGAGGUCCAAGUACAUCAGUCUGACCGAGAAACAGUGGAAGGAUAACGUGAACCUGGCCUGGAGUAUCGCACCUUACCUGGCCAUGCAGUUACCAACAAGGUUUAAAAAUGACGCCAUUGUUGCUGAAGUGACCCGGCUGGUGAGACUGGAUCCCGGAGCUGUCAGUGAUGUACCGGAGGCCGUCAAGUUCCUGGUGACAUGGCACACGAUCGACGCAGACUCUCCUGAGCUGAGUCACAUCCUGUGUUGGGCUACAGCCGACCCGCCCACCGGUCUGUCCUACUUCAGCAGCAUGUACCCUCCUCAUCCUCUCACGGCUCAGUAUGGCGUGAAGGUGCUUCGCUCCUUCCCUCCUGACGCCAUCUUGUUCUACAUUCCUCAGAUUGUUCAGGCUCUCCGUUAUGACAAGAUGGGUUAUGUCAGAGAGUACAUCCUGUGGGCGGCCCAGACCUCCCAGCUUCUCGCCCACCAGUUCAUCUGGAACAUGAAGACCAACAUCUUCAUGGACGAGGAGGGACACCACAAAGACCCCGACAUCGGGGAGCUGUUGGAGCAGAUGGUCGAGGAGAUCACAGGAUCUCUGUCGGGCCCGGCCAAAGACUUCUACCAGAGGGAGUUUGACUUCUUCAACAAGAUCACCAAUGUGUCGGCCAUUAUCAAGCCGGUUCCAAAGGGAGAGGAGAGAAAAAGGGCGUGUCUCAAAGCUCUGUCGGAUAUCAGAGUCCAGCCAGGCUGCUACCUACCAAGUAACCCUGAGGCCAUAGUGUUGGACAUCGACUACAAGUCAGGAACCCCCAUGCAGAGCGCUGCCAAGGCGCCUUACCUGGCCAAGUUUAAGGUGAAGCGCUGUGGGGUGAGCGAGCUGGAGAGGGAGGGUCUCCGCUGCCCCUCCGACUCCCUGGAAGACGGGGAGGAGAAUCCGGACGGAUCGCGCAGGGUCUGCUGGCAGGCGGCCAUCUUUAAAGUGGGAGACGACUGUAGACAGGAUAUGCUCGCUCUGCAGAUCAUCGGGCUUUUCAAGAACAUUUUCCAGCUGGUCGGCUUGGAUCUCUUUGUCUUCCCCUACAGAGUGGUGGCCACUGCGCCGGGGUGUGGUGUGAUCGAGUGCAUCCCAGACUGCAAGUCCAGAGACCAGCUGGGCAGACAGACGGACUUCGGGAUGUACGAUUACUUCCGUAAUCAGUACGGAGAUGAAUCCACCCUCGCCUUCCAGAAGGCUCGAUAUAACUUCAUCCGCAGCAUGGCCGCCUACAGCCUGCUGCUGUUCCUGCUGCAGAUCAAAGACAGACACAACGGCAACAUCAUGCUGGACAGCAAGGGCCACCUCAUCCACAUAGACUUUGGCUUCAUGUUCGAGAGCUCUCCUGGAGGAAACCUGGGCUGGGAGCCGGACAUCAAGCUGACGGACGAGAUGGUGAUGAUCAUGGGGGGCAAGAUGGAGGCCACGCCUUUCAAAUGGUUCAUGGAGAUGUGUGUCAGAGGAUAUCUGGCUGUACGACCCUACAUGGAUGCAGUGGUUUCUCUGGUGACCCUCAUGCUGGACACUGGACUGCCGUGCUUCAGAGGACAAACCAUCAAACUCCUCAAAGGACGGUUUAAUCCUCAAAUGAGUGAGAAAGAAGCAGCGGCGUUCAUCAUCAAGGUCAUCCAAAGCUGUUUCCUGAGCAGCAGGAGCAAAACGUACGACAUGCUGCAGUAUUACCAGAACCAGAUUCCCUACUGAAGAUCCUCUGCUGUCGUUCGUCCAGCGAGCCCUCACUCGGAUGAUGUUUACUGCGCUCUGCUCCUGAACGUGGCACUUUGAUCCUGAACCUUCACACACUGUUCUGUAUCUGAUUUAAUAUCGUACGUCUGAGCUUUAGAGCCGCGCUCUGAGGAGCGACGCGCUUCACCCUUUAAGUGUUUUGUUACUCAGCAAACACCAACUGACCUGAGGACGACGGCCAUAACGGGAGCCAUAUUUAUAGUGUUUGUCGAAGCAGCUGUUAGCAUUUUGUGUCGAUGCUGUUGUCCACUUUCAUGCACUUUACAGAUCACAGUAUUUUAUCGGCUUCGAUCGAGAGUUUGAAGAGAGAGACGAGAACAAUCUGCAGUUUAUUCAGCUGCUUCGGUCGAACGCGAGCUGUGACAUGAAAAAUGAGCGCAGGAAGUCAGUCGGCGCUCAACUGUAGUCUGUAGAAACAUCAAACGUCCUGAUGCUGUAGUGUUUACUGUACAAUAUUUACUGUAGGGUCGCAUCACGGUCGCAGGUAUUUUUCUGUAGAACAUAUUUAUCAGAAGAGUUUAAAAAGUUUUAACUGUGCUGUCAUGUCGCACCUCUUCACGCCAGCUUUUAGCUUAAAUCGCUUCCUCAGAUGUGUUUUUCCACCACAGGGACGAAGCUGAACUCUUUUAAGGUUCUGCCUCUUGUUUCCACUGUGUUUUACUAACCCGUUCAGGAGCUCCUCGAGAGCCUCCUGAGCUUUUAAGUCGUAAUGUGGCAGCAAUAUUGUAUUUUACCGCUCAAACAAGAUGUUGAUAAGCUGUUUGAAGCUUUAGGUUACCGGGUGGUUUUGUCCCAGCAUGUUCCCUAAAGGCACUAAAACACUGCUUUACCCGACUUGCUAUCAGAGUUUACACUAACAAAUAACUUUUCUAAGUAAUGUAGGUCAGCAGUAAGAGGUUACAACCAAAUACCAUCACGCAAAUUAUACACGGGAGGGAAACUCAAUAUGCAGCAUGUGAACUAAGAAGAAGCUUCAGAAUCAACAGACACGUUUACAAAUCGUGCAAAUCGCGGCUCCAAAGCUGGAACCUUUGAUUGGUUGCUCCAACUCCAGCUGACGUUCACGUACAUCAGGAGUUCAUUUUUCACAUUUUUUUCAACGUCACAUGAAACUCGCCCACAUCAUUCGGUGGCCCUCUCACAGGACUAACAACACCCCGACUCUGAAGGUCCCCUUUAGUCACGGCCCUGCUCCGGCCCCCCCUGAGGGUGCGCUUGGUGUGGAAGUGGAAGCAGAACCUGAAGCGAAGGCCCCGUGUUCGGUUCCUGUGGUGGAAACAGGACAGAGUGGACCGCGGUUGUCUCACACGGAGCCAGACUUUCCUGUUUCUGAUGCAGAUGAGGAUUAAACCUAAAAGCCAUUUCUCCUACCAUCGGUAGAAACACAACCGUAGUGAUACUUGACAGAAGAAAAACUUAACUUUAUGCAAUAUAUUCAUGUAUACUGUUACUGUAUUUGUGAGAUGUGAACUUGCUGUAAUUCCCUCCAGUGUUUUACUGUACGUCGCAGCUGCUGUCUUUACGUGACUGAAGUAUUGAUCAGUUUAAUGGCUGCUCACAAGAGACUCGAUCAACUCCGAAGCCACUUUUAAUGUCGUGGAGUUUCAGUUUGUUAGGCAUCCAACAAAAGUCGGUCUGUAUGUAGAAGAUACACUCUGUGUGUGUGUGUGUGUGUGUGUGGACAUCAUGGCUGGUUCAGAUUCACGUCUGUUAUUCUGAUAAAGUGUGAAAACAUUUCCAGAUUAAAUGUUCAUUUCCUCA
Messenger RNA from Scatophagus argus, 9672 nucleotides. RefSeq names its product phosphatidylinositol 4-kinase, catalytic, alpha a (gene pi4kaa). Lineage: Eukaryota; Metazoa; Chordata; Actinopteri; Scatophagidae. Gene Ontology annotation, molecular function: 1-phosphatidylinositol 4-kinase activity. The record is from RefSeq and is a predicted model, not a curated record. Gene Ontology annotation, cellular component: plasma membrane; cytoplasm. Gene Ontology annotation, biological process: phosphatidylinositol-mediated signaling; phosphatidylinositol phosphate biosynthetic process. The coding region runs from base 1609 to 7869 and encodes 2086 amino acids. The transcript is spliced from 54 exons.